UCUCAAUGUACGUACGGACACAGACAGAGGAGCGCACAGUGCGAUAUGUACAAUAUCAUAGGUGUGUAGAGGUAUACACAACUCCUACUAUGUGCCAAAAGUAUCGUGCAUGUAAGCAUGCCCGAGACGCCACGGAUCGUCUGAACUCAGAUCGCGCCUGGCUGACGGCCGCGUAGGAAGCUCGACUUCAGGCAGAAAGAGAGAGAGAGAGAGACACGGCGUUGCUGUAUAUGGCGGAUUUCGAUGAUUACAAAAAACACGAGACUCGACCGGGGCCAGUAUCAGUGAUCGACUAGCCGUCCGACAGCGCAGUAGGUGCCCGCGAGCGCGUGUGUGUGCCUAUUUGCAAGAACUAGAGAGAUAGGCUGCUUCGCAUUCCUAUUUACGAGUAAUAAACGGUAAUAUAAACAGAGGGACAGCUCGACCCAACAGUGCGUGACUAUAUAUCUACGUGUGCUAUAAAUGUUGUGACAGUGCAGUUUGACAGUUUUUCAAGUGUUAACGAUUGUUCUUCAAAAAGUUGUUGUCGUUGUGUGUGCCAUAAUACAUACGCACGAACGUUUAUUGGCCUGCGCUGCGAAACUCACGGCCCAUCGUAAAAAAGAUUGUAUAAUACUACUCUGUGUCUCUCGGCCGUAAGCGCUAAAUGAAGAAAUCGCGAAAAUAAUGGUGAGUUUUCACAAUCAGUCGAUGGACACUUGUCAAGCGUCGCAAGCAUCGUCAGGAAUGUCGUCGAGCACCAACGCCAACACGAAUUUGCAACUUCAGCAGCAGACCGGAGAGAUAUCGCCACCCCUGCAUCUGAUCGCCGCGGCGGAGACGAGUCCUCAGGUACAAACGCCGAUUCACGGCCUUACCUCUGCUCAGCAGCAGCAGCAGCAGCAGCAACAACAACAGACGCAGCAACAAACGAUGCCGUCAUCGGCGGCGGCGGCGGCUGCAGCUAUGGACACGCACUCGCCCUGGCUCAGCUACAUGAUGUCCAACAAUAAUCCGACGGAUCACCACGACUCGCUGAUGCAGUGGUCCACCAGCGCUCCCUCGCCGUUCGCCUAUCAGCAGCCGCAAACGCAGCAGCAGCAACAGCAGCAGACCCACCUGCAACAACAGUAUCAUCACCAACAGCAGCAACAGCAACAACAACAACAGCAGCAGCAGCAGCAGCAACAAAAUAUGCAGCAGCAUCAGCAAGCCUACGGUGAUCACGUGUACGGGGGUCACCAUCACCAGCUGCAGCAUCAUCAUCACCAGGCCCAAGCCCACCACCAUCAUCAUCAUCAUCAUCAACAGUACGGUCAUCACGGCUUCGAACCGCACCACCACCAGUACAACAAUCUGUCCUGGCCCGGGGCAGCAGCCGCCGCAGCAGCCGCCGCCGCAGCUGCCGCUGCUGCCGCCGCGACCGCCGUCGGUCCGGGUCUGUCCAACAGCGUCGCCGAGCACUCGAACAACGACGCAGCCGUCCACAGCGACAGCAGCCCGAUCUUCGACGGCCACGAGUCGAGCGGCAACGACAGCGACGGCAGUGGCUGCAACAGUCCCUCGUCCACCGGCUCGAUCAACAACAACAACAAUAACAACAACAACAACAGCGGCACCGGCUCCAAGAGGCCCAAGUGCGCCAAGAAGCUGAACAAAAUGCGCAGCAGCCCGAGCAGGCAGAGGACGGCCAGCGAAUUGGCGGCCGAGCUGGCGGCGGUGCGCAAUCAUCACAGCAGGUACCCCUCGUCGCUGUCGAGCGAGCACGGCGAGCAGGUGGUGGUCGGACCACCGGGUUGCAGCGGCAGGCUCGAGGACGGCCUCGAGGGAUCCAGCGGCGGCUCCUAUGCCGCCAGUGCCAGGCCCGGCAAUCGUUCUCCCUUCAACUGGUUGAAGAAAGGAGCGCCUCAGCCGGCACCCGGCAAAACGCGCACCAAAGACAAGUACCGCGUCGUGUACUCGGAGUAUCAGCGGCUGGAGCUCGAGAAGGAGUUCUAUCUGUCCAAGUACAUAACGAUCGGCCGCAAGGCCGAGCUGGCCACCAAUCUCAAUCUGUCGGAGCGUCAGGUCAAGAUCUGGUUCCAGAAUCGACGCGCCAAGGAGCGCAAGCAGACGAAGAAGCGCAGCGAUCCGUCGGACUCGUGCAGCAACGAUCAGCAGCAGCAGCAGCAGCCACAGCGACCGCAGGACGUCGUCAUCGGCGGCAGCUUGGAGCACCAUCACCAUCAUCAGCAGCAUCUGCAGCAGCAGCAACAGCAGGCAGCAGCCAGCGGCAUCGGGGCCGGCAGUGGUGCCGGUGUCAACCCGUCGACGGCGUUGGCUUCCCCGGGCGGCAGUUCUCUGUCGGCCAUGAGCCACCUGUCCCAGAUGGCCCAGGCCUCGAUGCUCAACGGCCUGAUGGGCCACCACCCGAUCGCGGCCCACGAGCACCACCACCAGCACGCCUAUCAUCAUCCGGUGCAUCACGCCCUGAGCAACGCCCAUCAUCAUCAUCACACGGCGAUGACGGCGGCGGUGCACCAUCAGGCCCUCUUGGCGGCGGCCCACUCGGCCCACGCCCACACGAUGAUGCAGCACAUUCAUCCCGCGGGUCUGCACGUGUCCCCGCCUCCCCCGGAGUACGCGGGUCCGGUGGCGGCGACGUCUCCGCUGCUGUCGCAACAGCAACAGCAACAACAACAGUCCCAAGCUCAGCACAUGCACGCGAUGGUCUCGCCGCCGCAGCAGCAGCAGCAGCAGGGCGUGCACAAUCAAGGGCAGCAGCAGUCGUCGCCGACGACGCAGCAACAUCAGCAGCAUCAUCAGCAUCACUCGCCGCCAAAUGGCUUGUAAAUAGUCUCAUAACUUCAUUUUUCAUCCUCCCCCGAUGAGGCAUCGACGCGAUCGAAUUUUUUAAUUUAGUCAUUAUCACACGCGUAUUCAAGUUACGCGAAUUACUAUAGGUGUAAAUACUUUUACGAGUAUACGAGGGUACAUAAGACGCACGUGUAUACGAUCAGGGGGUAAAUUUAUUUGCAGCUUUUGUUUUGCGCGCGGCGUACAUCCAACGCUAGACGACUUUCUCGCAGUAGUUUUCUUGUUGCACGCGAGUGUCUAUAGUUGCACACACAUAGACUCACACACACGCGCAUAGUACCCGUUACGUUUUUCCCGUGGGUUCUCUCGCUCUCUCCCCCGUCGCGCGAGUGAGAAAACGUCUCUCUCUCUUUUUGUAAAUAUAGUUAUAUAGAGACUACGCGCUGAACGAGUAAGAAACUUUUUCUCCUUCGAUCUGCUCCGCUGCUGCUGCUAGCACGCGAAAACAAACUUUUAUUUGCCGGGAUUUCUUUUCUCUUCGCACACCGACGUCUAGUAUUCGAGUCUUCAUUUUAUAUAUACCGAACGGUAUAUAGCUACGGGUCCGCUGUAAAUAGCCAUCUCAAAUCAUGUAAAUAAAUACGAUUUUUUUACACUCUAAGAUUAUAGGUACGUAUCAUGUCAUUUUAGGUAUGCCGCGAUGCACAAAACGGAAUGUACUCAUUGACUUAGCUUUAAUCGUGUAAAAAUGUGCCUUUUGUGCGAUUCGUUGAUUUAUUUCAUUGUUCUCACUUUUUUGUUGAAUGUAUAGAGAGGUGACCGCACACCCUUACCUCGAGAAUAAAUGUGAUACUCCGAUCGUUUGAGCUUAUUGUAUUUCGAAAAAUCGCGCGUGAAAACUUGAAAAACAAAAGAAGAAACUUCCGAAGAAUUCAACGAGUCUCGAGCGACGGAUGAAAAGCUGUUUUACACUAUCCGACGCUUCGCAGAUAUAUUUCAAAGAUAAGUACCAGCGCAAAAUCGUUCGCAUCGAACCGACUCUUGCUAUAGUACUCGAUCGAGCCACGGAACUGUAACGAGUAUUUACCGAAUGUAAUUUAUUUAUAAAAUAAUGCUCAUUCGUGUUUUUAGAGACGAUUUCCAUGGCUUAUCGUUUUGAAUAAUUGACCAAUAUUAUGAGGAUUUUCGGAAAUAAUUUUCAAGUUUUACCCGUUGCGUUUUGUAUUUACAUGUAAAUUAAGUACACCAUAAAUUUGAAAGCGCGUCGCAUUCGAUGCACUUUGCGACAAAAUAAAACACAUCGAACGUAAUUUACAUCAACACAGUUAAAAUACUCAUUACAAUUACGCAUUACGAAUUGUCGUUUUAAGUUCCAAAAGUACGUUUAUUUUUAUUUUUGUUUAUCGUUUCGACAAAUGUGUGAUCAAACAGCGAGGAAUGUUGCUCGAUUAUUUUUCAUCUCAUUUUAAUGUAAAACUAAGUAUGGUUGCAACGCUUUAUAAAUUAUACACUUGUAAUAUGGUACGAGUGUUUCGUUUACUACUUAGAUAUAUAUUAUACUCUGUUAAAUAAAUGAAAUGGAACCGCAAAACUAAAGCAAUGUUUGUAUAUAUAGCAUAAAAGAUUGUAAAAGUAAUUAUGUUGUCCAUUUUGCUUAUUAAGAUCUUUUUUGUACAUAGUAUUAUUAGUUAGUGCGUUAAUUUUUAAUUAAAACCGUUGUUUAUUAUAGCUAAACGUAAUUGUUUGACAAUUAAUUUUAGAAGUAAUAUAACGUGAAAAUUCAAAAUAUCGACAUCUUGAUUUCUUUUCAAUGAACGUAUUAUUAAUGAAAUGAAGAACAUUUUAUAAACAUAUAGCGUCAAUAAUUUUAACAUUUAGCACCCUGGACAGUGAGAUGGUAUAAACUAUUCGCCUUUUAUGCCAUCUUGAUUGUCUCUCUCGCUAUCAAUGUAAAAUUACGCGCUAUUUUUUUUUUAAUGAAAAUCCGAAAAAAUUCGACUCUGAAAAAUUUUAUCUGGUUAUAAAAUUGUAACAUGUACGUGCUCGAGAUAAGUGUACUUCUACAAAUAUUUCGACACGAUUCAAAAAACGGACUUUUUUUCUCAAGGCGUUCAGAAUCGAGUUUAUCGUGUGCUCUGUACGGAGAAAGAGAUAUUUUGAUGAUUUUUUUGUGUCAUCCAAAUUUUGGUGCAUUUAUCUGUAAUCAUGUGUUACUAUUUCAACACCUUCUUAUAUUUGUAAUAUUUUUAUACAUUGCGCUAUUACCACAAAAUAUGUAUUUCUCUAUUACAAUUAUCGUGUAAAAACGUAAAGGUAAACGAUGAAAAAUAAAAAUAAAA
Molecule: messenger RNA, 5114 nt
Organism: Trichogramma pretiosum
Lineage: Eukaryota; Metazoa; Arthropoda; Insecta; Hymenoptera; Trichogrammatidae
Product: homeotic protein caudal-like
Exons: 2
Coding region: 667-2811 (714 amino acids)
Biological process (GO): embryo development; cell differentiation; regulation of transcription by RNA polymerase II
Cellular component (GO): nucleus
Molecular function (GO): DNA-binding transcription factor activity, RNA polymerase II-specific; RNA polymerase II transcription regulatory region sequence-specific DNA binding
Source: RefSeq, a predicted model, not a curated record